GCGGAACUUCGUAGUUACGAAAAGUCUCUCGCGGUGUCUCGUCUCAUAUGCUUGCCGGCGAAGAUGUGAUAGAAUUCCACGGGUAAACGAUUGUUCGAGCGAAUGUUGCGAUCAAAGAAAUAAGUAACGAUGAACCUAACCACUGGGAAUCCUCACGGGAAUGGUUUACUCUACGCAGAUUUCAAUCAGGAUCAAGGAUGUUUUGCUUGUGGAAUGGAAAAUGGCUACAGAGUUUAUAAUUGCGACCCUUUAAAGGAAAAGGCCCGUCAUUUCAGUGAUGGAGGCCUUGGUCACGUGGAAAUGCUAUUUAGGUGUAAUUAUUUAGCACUAGUUGGCAGUGGAGCAAAACCAAUGUAUCCCACCAAUAAAGUUGCUAUAUGGGAUGACCUUAAAAAAUUACCAACGAUUACUUUAGAAUUUAAUGCUCCUGUAAAAGGUGUUAAACUAAGGAGAGAUAGGAUAGUAGUAAUUUUAGAAGGUGUUAUAAAAGUUUACACAUUCACGCAAAAUCCUCAACAGCUUCAUGUAUUUGAGACUAAUCCCAAUCCCAGAGGACUAUGUGUAUUAUGUCCAAACAGUAGUAAUUCUUUACUUGCUUUUCCUGGUAGAAAAAAUGGACAUGUACAAGUAAUAGAUUUGGCUAAUACAGAAAAGCAACCUCUAAACAUUGAAGCACACGAAACACCUUUAUCUUGUAUAGCUUUAAGCUUGCAAGGUACCAGGUUAGCUACUGCUUCAGAAAAAGGAACCUUAAUAAGAGUAUUUGAAACUCAGAGUGGAAAUAUGAUUAACGAACUGAGGAGAGGAGCUCACCAUGCAAAUAUUUAUUGCAUAAAUUUUAAUCAUGAUUCUACUUGGCUAUGCGUAGCUAGCGAUCAUGGAACUGUACACGUUUUUGCUGUUAAAGAUCAGAAAUUAAAUCGUCAAUCUAGUUUAGCGUCCGCCACUUUCCUGCCAAAAUAUUUUAGUUCAAGCUGGAGCUUUUGCAAAUUUCAAGUUCCGGGAGGUCCGCAAUGUAUGUGCGCUUUUGGGGCUGACAGCAAUAGUAUUAUAGUUAUAUGUGCAGAUGGUAGUUACUACAAGUUUGUAUUCAAUAAUAAAGGUGAAUGCACAAGAGAUUUUUAUGCACAGUUCCUUGAAUUAACAGACGACAAAAUGUGAUCGGAUGAAAAGGAAGUAAACUCCACAAGAGCCGUGGUAAACUCCUAAAUACAAAGACAUCACACUUACACGUUUCGCGAUUUUCUUUUGUUUACCUAUUGUUUGCUAAACAAACGAAUGAGAGUACAUACACCUUUAAUACAAUAAAUUUAGUGUUUAUUGUAUGUGAUGUGUAGUUUAUAUGGUAAGCAGGAGUUGUGUUUGUUAUUUAAAAUCAUACUCUAUGUGAUAGAGGACCAAACGAAACGUACUAUUUCUUUGUUUGUGAUAUAUGCACUGUGUGUGAAUUAUGAAUGGCAAAUUGUAAGAAAAAAUUUUAAAGAAUACUAAAACAUACUGUUAUUCACUUGUUAUAUGGGCCUAUCGCUGGAACUCUACUCAUAUAGAGUUGCAAGUUUUAAAAUGUUGCAAGCUGAAAAAAGAAAGUAUGUCUUUCUUAAACAUAAAUUACGAAAUUUAUGGUUAAAACUGAUAUGAAUAUUUCGAAAAAAAAGAUAUCGUGUGAAAAUAAUUAAGCUGUUUUUGGUAUUAAGUGUGUGCUUUGCAAUUGAAUCAUGUAUUUUUUUUAUAUAUACAUAUUUAUUUUAUGAAACUAUAAAUCUUUCGUUUAUUGUUAUAAGAUGUAUCAUGAUUGAAAACGUUUCAUAUCUCUUAUUGUACACAAGUUUUAAGGAUGACGUAAACAUAUACAACUUGGCUAAUUAUUGUAAACAUCUUCGGUAAUUACCCAAUUAAACGAUGAGACAUAUUUAACGUA
This is a messenger RNA of Hylaeus anthracinus, 1918 nucleotides long. Its product is annotated as WD repeat domain phosphoinositide-interacting protein 3. Gene Ontology annotation, biological process: protein lipidation; protein localization to phagophore assembly site; autophagy of mitochondrion. Lineage: Eukaryota; Metazoa; Arthropoda; Insecta; Hymenoptera; Colletidae. Gene Ontology annotation, cellular component: phagophore assembly site membrane; cytosol; extrinsic component of membrane. The coding region runs from base 130 to 1161 and encodes 343 amino acids. The transcript has 6 exons. Gene Ontology annotation, molecular function: phosphatidylinositol-3,5-bisphosphate binding; phosphatidylinositol-3-phosphate binding; protein binding. The record is from RefSeq and is a predicted model, not a curated record.